AUGCUGCGCCGUCAAGCUCGUGAGCGCCGAGACUACCUCUACCGGAGAGCGUUGCAGCUCCGCGAUGCCUCGAUCGCCGAAAAGCGCGCCCAGCUUAAGGCUUCGCUAGCCUCUGGAAAACCCCUCGACCCCGAAAUUGCAAAUGACAAGUCUCUCCGUCAAGACUUCAAGUUUGAUGAGUCGAAGGAUGAAGUUGAUAUCGACGAUGAGUAUGCCCUAACGUCCGGCCUCGUCGACCCUCGUCCGCUAGUCACGACAUCCCGCUCGCCUUCUGCUCGCCUCGGCGCUUUUGCGAAAGAGAUCCGAUUGCUUUUCCCGACUUCCAUCCGCCUGAACCGUGGCAAUCUCGUCAUGCCCGACCUGGUAUCGAGCGCAACUUCCGCCUCUUUGACCGACAUGAUCCUUCUGCACGAGCACCGCGGUACACCCACCGCCCUUACCGUUUCGCAUCUUCCCCACGGUCCCACGGCCAGCUUCUCUCUUCACAAUGUCGUUCUGCGAGCAGAUAUCCCUAAUGCGGAUCGGGGUACCGUUUCCGAGAGCUACCCGCACUUGAUUUUCGAGGGAUUUACGACCAAACUGGGCCAGCGCGUUGUCCAGAUCUUGAAGCACCUUUUCCCACCACGUGAACCUGGCAAGGUUGGCACUCGUGUGGUUACCUUCGUGAACAAAGAGGACAGCAUUGAGGUGCGCCACCAUGUUUUCGUGAAAAGCAGCUACCGGGAUGUAGAACUUGCCGAGGUCGGCCCGCGGAUGACCAUGCGCCUCUUCGAGAUUCGGGGAGGCACUCUCGAGAAGGGUUCCACUGGCGAUAUUGAAUGGGCUCUUACCCAAUACACGAGGACCAGCAAGAAGAAGGAAUACCUCUAG
Penicillium canariense is the source of this 870-nucleotide messenger RNA. Its product is annotated as snoRNA-binding rRNA-processing protein IMP4. Gene Ontology annotation, molecular function: snoRNA binding; rRNA primary transcript binding. The record is from RefSeq and is a predicted model, not a curated record. The transcript is spliced from 2 exons. Lineage: Eukaryota; Fungi; Ascomycota; Eurotiomycetes; Eurotiales; Aspergillaceae. Bases 1 to 870 code for a protein of 289 amino acids. Gene Ontology annotation, biological process: rRNA processing. Gene Ontology annotation, cellular component: Mpp10 complex; nucleolus; small-subunit processome.